This is a messenger RNA of Bactrocera tryoni, 6398 nucleotides long. RefSeq names its product DNA N6-methyl adenine demethylase (gene Tet). Gene Ontology annotation, cellular component: nucleus. Gene Ontology annotation, molecular function: DNA 5-methylcytosine dioxygenase activity. Gene Ontology annotation, biological process: oxidative demethylation; positive regulation of transcription by RNA polymerase II. The transcript has 7 exons. The record is from RefSeq and is a predicted model, not a curated record. NCBI's taxonomy places the organism in Eukaryota, Metazoa, Arthropoda, Insecta, Diptera, Tephritidae. The coding region runs from base 111 to 6320 and encodes 2069 amino acids.
UUCAUCAGCAACAGCUGCCACAACAGCAGCAACAGCAUCAACAUCAGCAUCAGCAACAACAGCAGCAACAUCAGCUGCAACAGCAUCAAAUAACCGCACAAAUACAAACCAUGAAAGAUCAACCGCAACAACCGAUGGCGCCCAUGGCCUUCUACCCCACAUGGCAGGCUGAUCCCUCACAGGGUUGGCAAAAUCAAUUUAUCCAGCAAAUUCCACAGAACACACCACCCAUCACAUCGCUCAACUCUUUGGAUUUCCAAACGCAAUCGUAUGCCUACCCAUCAAAUGGUUAUGUGCAGACUGGGCUCGGAUUUGAUCCGAAUUACGGACGUUCUCCGUAUGGUGCGCCCGUACAGCGUUACGAUUUCCAGAGUCAACAACUCUCGACUGCACCCAUCAAUCAGGUGGGACUGCAGGGUGUUGGCUUCAGUCCGGCCGCCGUUACAUAUGCCGGUCAGGUGUCGACAGCGCCAGCACCGCCUUCGGUUGGUUUGCAACAGCAGCAGCAUUUGGGUGUGUCAUCUGGUGAUUUGAAUAAGACGAUGUCGGGAAACGACACGCCUGGAUAUCCGCGAGUGAGCAGCGUGCCGCCGCGCUCACUCAAUUGUAACGGGUAUUCAGGCGACUACAGCGGCUCAAGUCAACAACAGCAACAGACAACAACGAGCAACAACAGCUCAGCAGCUGCAGUAGCCGGCACCGCAAUUGCCGGCAACAAUGCGAACGCAACACCGCUAAAUGGUGGUCAAACUACAGCAGCAGCGACAACGGCUGCCAUUGAUGCAACACCGAUGCAACCGCCAGGCGUCCCCAAUGUGCCACAAUCGCCAACGCGUAGCCUGAUGCAACAACAACAACAACAGCAGCAGCAACAACAACAACAACCCCGCCAUGUUUCUCAGUCACCGAACCAUAUUGCACAAUCGCCCAACGGCAAUAUGCCGUCGGCACAACAGACCUACGGCACCAACAUUCCACCCUCGCCACAUCACAAUUCCAUGCAGCAACAACAACAACAGCAGCAGCAACAAGGGCAAAGCCACAUUGCAUCACCGCCACAAGCACAGCAACACCAGCAGCAACAGCAACAGCAGAUGCAACAAGACUGGAAUUGGAACAGUCAGUCACAACAGUCACCAGCGAUUGGCGCCGCCAGUGAUCCUUACCAGCAGGGUGAACGCGUUAAUCUGAAUACGCGUAUAAAAUCGAUGAUACUUCGGAAAAAUGAUCCCAAAGAUCCGCUCUCAAAUACCCCUACCGAUCUGCAUAUGUCCAGCAAUCCCGCAUCGCUCGGUGCCGGUUCCAAUGCGUUGGGCACAAACCAACAAGCGCAGACCGGUCAUUUUUUAUCGUAUAGCCACCAUCUCCGCGGCGAUUCAGUAAUGAACGCCAAUGGUACGACUGGUUCUAAUGUGUCUGCAACACAAGCUGCUCAACAACAGCAGCAGCAGCAACAACAACAGCAGCAAAUGCAAGGCAUACAAACGUCCAAUAGUUCGGGUUUGACACCCGGUCAUGGCACAUUAGCAGCCGAACCAAUAGGGGGUGGUGGCGAUCAAAUAUGGAAGCCACACCACACGAAUUCAUUUAAGAAACCGGUGGCAAGUAGUUUCCCCACAGCCGAACAUCAUCAUCAACAACAGCAUACAACAAUCAGUCACGGUGGACACACCACUAUUGCACACACUGAAGUCCAACCGAAAAAAUCCAGUCGUAAGAGUAAAAGUCGGGCAGCAGCAGCGGAAGCAGCUGAACUCGAUAAGAAUAGCAAUGAUCCUGGUGGCGGACUCCAUGGUCCACUACAUGGCUCACACAGUAUAAAAUCUUUGGAUAAGACUGGCUACCCACCCUCACAUGGCUAUCCGCCACCACAACAUCCUGACUACCACACGCCAUAUAUCAAGACCGAACCUGGUCUCUUGCCUGCCCAACAUACCAAAAUGGAGGGUUACGAGCGUAACUAUCAGAACUUCAUACAAUAUGCCGACUUUUGCCAGAAUGAGGUACAAGGCAUGCCAUCACAGCAGCAACACCACCAAAGUCAGCAGGAUUAUGCCAGUUAUCAUAACUCACCAUACUAUGGCGGCUCGAGCUCAUUCCAACAAAGUUAUCAGCAAAACUUUGUGCCCGGCUAUCAACAUUCGUCGGGUAGCAUGGGUUAUGGCAGUACGCACGGCAUGCAUCCGCAUCACUCCAGUUCGCUUGGCCAUUCCAGCCACAUAAAAGCGUCCAACGGUCCACUAAUGAAGUCCAGUAGUAGUUCAAGCUUACAUCAUCACAACAACCAUCAUCUGAUGGAUAUUGACCGCAAACCGGAUACCAAUAGCAUCAUACCAUUGCCCACAAACUAUGAAAAAGACAUACCAGCCCAUGCGUAUCCCAUACCACCACAUCGGUAUCCACUAGGGCCAACGCCAUCGCACUUGGGUCACACAAUGAUUGAGCCGAAAAUCGAAGACUUGGGUGUGCUAUCUCAUAACACCAGUUACCCGUUUAUGGGUGAAGGUGGACCAGCUGCUAUUAAAAAUAGUUCUGGUUUUUCGUGUUGCCGACAAGGCGGCACACGCACACCCACCGCGGAACAUCUCAAAGGCGGCACUUGUACGGGUAUACAAACUAAGGAUGAAAUUAUGGAUGAGCCAAUAGAAGAGCCUGAAGUAAAUAACGGCGCAAAACCUAAGAAAAAGGGCGCAAAGCAGGAAGAUAAUGAAAUUGUGGUUAAGCAUGAGAAAAUCAAUCCAAUGUUUGAUACCACAGAUAGAUUGGAAAAGGGCAACAAGACGGAGAUACCGGAGUGUGAGUGCUUUCAUUCCGACAAGAAUCCACCCGAACCGGGAACAUACUAUACGCAUCUCGGUACUGCAUCGACUUUAUCGGAACUGCGUAGAGAGUUCGAAGAACGUUGUCAAAUUUCUGGUAGGCAGUUGCGUAUAGAGAAGAUUAUUUACACGGGCAAGGAAGGUAAGACCACGCAAGGUUGUCCAUUGGCAAAAUGGGUUAUACGGCGCGCCGAUCCAGAGGAAAAAAUUUUGGUUGUUGUCAAGAAGCGACCAGGUCACAGGUGCGGCGCUGCUUUCAUCAUCGUGUGCAUGGUUGCUUGGGAUGGCAUGCCGCGUCUAGAAGCGGAUAAUGCUUAUAAAAAUCUAAUACCAAAGCUUAAUAAAUUCGGACUUCCAACAACGCGUCGCUGUGCCACCAAUGAAAGUCGCACCUGCGCAUGUCAAGGUCUUGAUCCUGAAACAUCGGCUGCCUCGUAUAGUUUUGGCUGCUCUUGGUCCAUGUACUAUAAUGGCUGUAAGUAUGCACGCUCGAAGACGGUGCGCAAAUUCCGACUGUCCGUUAAAAGUGAAGAGUCGGCCAUCGAAGACCACAUGAAUCUUUUGGCCACAGUGUUGGCACCACUCUUCAAACAAGUUUGCCCCCGUUCAUAUGACAAUCAAACCAAGUACGAGAAGGAGGCAACAGACUGUCGUCUGGGGCUGGAAACUGGACGACCCUUCUCUGGCGUUACAGCGUGUCUAGACUUUUGUGCGCAUGCACAUAGAGAUUUGCACAAUAUGCAGGACGGCUGUACAGUGCAAGUAGCGCUGCUGAAACCAUCAAAUCGUGAUGGACGUCCACCCGACGAUGAACAGUUGCAUGUGCUACCGUUAUACACCAUGGAUACGACGGACGAAUUCGAAAGCAUGGAGGGACAACGUGAGAAGCAUCGCACCGGCGCGGUACAAGUGUUGGACAAAUUUCCCUGUGAAGUACGUGUGCGCUCCACACCGCUCAUACCUUGCCGGCGACAUGGCAAAAAGCGAAAAGAGGACGAAACGCCCGCACCUGAUGCCGAAGCGGCAGCCACUACGGCCGCCACAACGCCGACAACACCAACGCCUACUGCCACGCCGCAACCGACGAACAAUGCCGCUAACGCCAACAACAAUAACGGAAACAAUGGCACUGCUAACGCGGCUAACAACAACACCAACACGACCACAAUCAACGGAAAGAAGGAAGGUGGCGGUAGCAAUGGUAAAUCAAAGUCGAAAUCAAAAGCGGGGGCCGCAGUCAAUACCGCAGCCACAACACCGUUAUCAGCACCGCCAUCCACACCGUCGCCGCGCUGUCAAACGCCAGUAACCAACAAUCCCAGUCCGGCUGGCAGUGCUUUCACGACACCGCCAGUGAACAAUAACAACAACCCACAUAUGAAUACCGCUGUGAACAACGCGGUCGGAGGUAACCCACCUAAUCAGCUCAUGUCGUCCAAUUCCAGUCUAAUGAAUAUGGCGACUAUGAUAGAUACCUUCACAGAUGCGCAAUUGCAAUCCAAUCAGAUCUCAAGCACGGUGCUCGAUUCGCCCUACUCGUACGACUACCAGACCGGUUCCUACAUAGACUCACGCAACUACUACGGCAAUUGGCCACCGCCGCAUGCCACGCACGCCACACACGCAGUUGGCAUGAGCGCAGCACCAGGCGCCACCGCAGCACCGAUGGCACCGCCGCAAGGCAACGUACAUCACACCACCACCGCCGCACCGCUAACACCACAUCACGACACGACCAAUGCAACAUAUGCUAGCAACUACAAUAAUCUACCAACGGCUGGUAGUCAACAGCUGACGCAAGUGCAUGACGUGCGCGGCGAUGUGAAGAGCCGCGGCAGUGAGGAGAACCCCGACUCAACCACCAUAGUGAAUAAUACUUUAGCUGAAAGUAAGUUGACCACACUCACUCCAUUGACACCAAUGACUAAUCUAACACAACACCAUCAACAUCCACACCAUCAUGCUACGCCCAUUGAAGAAGGCUUUGUCAAACCAAAACCACCGGCAGACUAUCAGUACACCCAGUACCCAAGCAACUAUCAAAUGUAUCCGCCGCCACAUUCGGCCUACUCCGCCUACGACGCGUACCAAAAUAUGAACUACAACUAUGGUUAUCAUCAGGCCUACUCACCGUACAGCAUGUAUCCGCAGCAAACACCGCCGCACACGCCACCACCACCAUCACCGAACUGGAAUAUGUACGGUCAUCAUCAGAGCACCGCCUCCACGGCUGCGUACGCAACCACAGUGCUACCGCCAAACGGUGGUACGCAUCAGCACGCUUCGUUAGCCACCGCCAUACCGCAGGCGCAAACGCAAAUGCCGCUCUCCAAUGGCAAUCUGAAGAAUGCGUUAUCCACACCAGUGGCACAGAUCACACCAACAGUUGACGCUCAACAGAUGCAGCAAGUGCAAACGCAAACGCCGGUGCAGACGCAAACGCAGCUGCCAAUGGUGCAAGCGCAGACUGUGCUGCCCGAUCUCAACAACGGCAAUGCGCAGCCGACGCCAUUAAACACGGAGCUUACGAACUCCAAUCCGACGCUGAUUGCAAAUGCUAAUGUAACGUCACCCAUUGCCAAUACCGCUGUGCCGACAACACCAAUUACUGCUAUCAACAAUGAUAACAGCAACAACAGCACUAGCAAUAGCAAUGACAACGGUAGUCCAACAGCAUUGAAUGGCGCUGCAACCGAUACGGGCGCAAGCACAUGCGGAACAAGUAGCAGUACCAACACAACAACAACGGCAACCACCACUACUGCCACAGCGGCGGUGGCAACCACCUCCAAUCCGAACAAGUUGGAACCGAUUGGCGAAGUAACGGAAAUCAAUGACAAUUACGAAGCAUUCGCCGAUCCACAAAUGGGUGGUGUGGCCAUUGCGCUCAAUCACGGCAGCGUACUGAUCGAGUGCGCCAAGCACGAGUUGCAUGCAACAACGGCAUUGCGCAAUCCCAAUCGACACGAGCCGACGCGCAUGACACUCAUAUUCUACCAACAUCGUAAUUUGAAUCGUGCGCGUCACGGUAUUGACGAGUGGGAGGAGAAGAUGCGUGUGAAGAAAAUCAAUACAGACCUCGAUAAUAAAGCCAAAGAAGAACGUGAAAAGUUGAAGAAAGAACGUGAGGGUGGCGAUGGCGAAGAAGACGAAGACGACGCUGAAGGCGCGCUCACAAAUGGCACUGCACAAGGGAGCAACAGCGGUACGGGCGGCGGUGGCAGCGCCAAGAAGGACGGUACGAACGCAACAAAUAACGGUAAUUGUGGUAGUGUGGCAACACCAAUGGAGACGACAACGCUGGCAAAUAACGCAGUAGCGGCACCGGCAACAGUGAAGAGCAGCGGGAAUGGCGGUUCGGCAAGCAAAAAGAAAAAGGAUUCGGGCAAAAAGCGGGAAAGCAUCACUCCACGCGCCAACACUAACAACCACCUCAUGGACGACCCUCUUUCCUAUGCACCCGUGUGUGGUUACGGGACCCUACCAGGAGGGCAACACUAGUCCAACAGCGGCAGCAAACGUGCAACAGCAGCAACAGGAAUUGCAACAGCAGCAGCAGCAGCAGCAACAACAGCAAUU